Molecule: messenger RNA, 2437 nt
Organism: Hippocampus comes (tiger tail seahorse)
Lineage: Eukaryota; Metazoa; Chordata; Actinopteri; Syngnathiformes; Syngnathidae
Gene: nox4
Product: NADPH oxidase 4
Exons: 18
Coding region: 168-1850 (560 amino acids)
Biological process (GO): superoxide anion generation; defense response
Cellular component (GO): NADPH oxidase complex; plasma membrane
Molecular function (GO): superoxide-generating NAD(P)H oxidase activity
Source: RefSeq, a predicted model, not a curated record
UACAAGCUCUUCAACUUAGGUCGAGGGAAAGAGCUGGCUGCCUGUCUGGAGCUCCCUCAGCCACACACACACACACACACACACACACACACGCACACACACACACACACGCACACGCGCACACACGCACACACACUUACCGGCACUUUGACGAGAAGGUCGGGGACAUGAUGGUUGUGUCAGCGCGCAGCUGGCUCGCCAACGAGGGAGGAAAACACUUCGUCCUGAUGAUGUGGUUGGGAGCUAACACCUGGCUCUUUGUCAAAACCUUCCUGAUGUACUGCAGUGGACAGCAGUAUCACUACCUCUACAAGAUGCUCGGGCUUGGACUUUGCAUCAGCAGGGCUUCAGCAUCUGUGCUGAACCUAAAUUGCAGCUUGGUGCUGUUGCCCAUGUGUCGCACUCUUCUUACGUUCGUCCGAGGAACACACACGGUAUCAAGCAGAAAGACCCGGCGACUGCUGGACAGGAGUAAGACCUUCCAUGUGGCCUGUGGAGUUGCCAUCUGCAUCUUCUCUGUCGUUCAUGUCUCUGCCCACCUCGUCAACGUUAUGAACUUCAGUAGCAGCUACUCAGAAGACUUUCCGGCUCUUAAUUUUGCUCGCUACAAAGGAGAGGACCCAAAGCGAAUCAUUCUGACCACAGUUCCCGGACUCACUGGUGUUCUAUUAGUUGUCAUCCUUUUCCUGAUGUUCACGUCUUCCUCCUACUGCGUGCGAAUAUACAACUAUGAGAUCUUCUGGUAUACACACAACCUCUUCAUCAUCUUCUAUAUCAUUCUGAUGGUGCACAUGGUCGGAGGAGCACUAAAAUAUCAGACCAACAUCGAGGCCCAUCCCCCUGGAUGCUUACGAGCCAACCACAGCCGUGCAGAGGAACAAGGGGAGGAACUAGAGAAACGUGUGCAAGAGGAGAUGCCGUGCAAAGCAGAGGCUCACUUCCAACCCCACUGCCCACAGACAUGGCUGUGGGUGUCGGGUCCUCUGUGUCUCUACUGUGCGGAGCGUCUGUACCGCUAUAUCCGGAGCAGUGAUCCGGUUACCAUAGUGACUGUCAUCAGGCACCCCUGUGAUGUCAUUGAGUUACGAAUGCUUAAGAAGAACUUUAAAGCUCGUCCGGGGCAGUAUAUUGUCCUCAACUGUCCCAAUGUCUCGUCAUUUGAGAACCAUCCUUUCACGCUAACGGCGUGUCCCACAGAGAACAAAGAAACGUUCGGCAUUCAUCUUCGGGUCGUUGGAGACUGGACUGAGCGCUUCACACAGAUGUUACUUCCUGACCUUACAAGAGACUUGGACAUCCUCCCUGUGGUGCAUCAGAGAAGAUACCCCAAGCUUUACGUGGACGGUCCGUUUGGAAGUCCUUCAGAGGAAGUGUUCAACUAUGACGUCAGCCUUUGCGUCGCGGGCGGAAUAGGGGUGACGCCGUUCGCCUGUAUCCUGCAUGCUCUUCUUGACGGCUGGAUGGGGUUCAGGUUGAAGAGGUUAUACUUUGUGUGGGUCUGCAGGGAGCUGCGAUCGUUUUACUGGUUCGCUGAGCUGCUGUCGACCCUACAUCAGAAGUUAUGGCACGAAAACAAACCUGACUACUUGAACCUGAAACUGUACGUCAGUCAGGCAGACAACCUGCAGGGCCUAACUGAGGAGAAAUACCGCCUGCUUGCAUCACGGCUGCUGGUGGGUCGUCCCAGGUGGAAGUUACUGUUUGAUGAAAUUGGAAGGACCAACAAGCGGAAGCGAGUUGGGGUGUUCUGUUGUGGACCCAAAGGCAUCUCCAGGACUCUUCACAGACUGUGUAACUCAGCUCACUUUCCUGGAACUACUUUUGAAUUUAACAAAGAGUCCUUCAGCUGAUUGGCCUUCAGCAGGAAAAGCAUAGCUCGUUUGGAUUCAAUCACUCGGCAUUGAAAUUACAUUGGGUAUAUGUAAUGUAGCCACUCUCAAAGGAACUGUCCCAAAAAGGGGACUUGAUCGUUGGCUAUUCACAGAUCGACUGUACAGUACUCUACUCCUUAUUAUCCCCGAUCAGCCUAAACUGGUGCUUUACAGAGGCCCCUGAGAAGAAAUCAGCACCCUGAAGUUCACUGGGAACAGCCCAUCUCACGAUGAACCACCUCGAAUGUGCUUCAUUUUGGAAGCUGCUAAUGAAUUUAGAGCUUUAUUUGGAUUAUAGAGUGAUCAAGCGCAACAAGUGAUGGCCACAAACACAACUUGAUGAGUGUAUCAUACUUGGUGAGUUCAUCACUCUGUGUAACAGUGUUUGACAUGUCAUACUGAAAGAAUUGUUUAAUCAUUCCACAAGGGGCAUUUUUGUUUUUUCUACACUUUACACUGGAUAUACAGCGGCACCUUGAGAUACGAGUCACUUCAAGUUUUUCGAGAUCUGAACCGUCAUUCUGAAGAUUUCUUUGCAGUGACUUGCGAGUACAAACUUGAGAUAC